Molecule: messenger RNA, 723 nt
Organism: Penicillium roqueforti
Lineage: Eukaryota; Fungi; Ascomycota; Eurotiomycetes; Eurotiales; Aspergillaceae
Exons: 1
Coding region: 1-723 (240 amino acids)
Source: RefSeq, a predicted model, not a curated record
AUGAACAUUGACCAACUCGCCAACGGGAUGAAGAUCCUCACGGUGAACACCGAGCUGCUGAUCUCCCUCAUCAACGGCGACCUCGUGGCCAGCCCGAUCGGCGCCUCCACCCUGCGCAUGUCAGUGCGGCUCACCGAGCUCCCUGCCUAUGUCACGAGCCCAACCUUCGUCUUCGAAGACCCCAAGGUAUUCGAGGUCUACCUCGCCAGCACCGCACCGAACGCAACCGCGACCAAGCUCCGCCUCGCCCCCCUGCACCGGUUCAUCGGCAGACGAUUCCCCGAGCCGAGCCUCCGCGGCCUGUCCGGCGACGGAUACUGCCGCCUGUCUCGCAACAAGCCGACCGAGGUCCGCGAGUUCUUCAUGGCACUGCCGUUCCCGUACCCGAGCAUGGACGGCGUCUUCAUCGACUACGUGACCCACCCCGAGGGCUUGGAGUUCAUCACCCUCAACUUGGAUUGGAGGGCUGCUUGUCGCGCUAUCCCGGCGGGACACAAUGUGCAGGAGGUCAUCAUUGAUCUCACCGGCGCGGAGAGACUCAAUUCGAGCUACGUCUCGCGUUUGGUGCAGUUUGUGACUACCAUUCUCGCUAUGAAGGCCAAGGGCUCGUUCUCCAGCCGUCUUCGUGCCGAUGAGCCCUACCAGUGGAUGCAGUGUGUCGCGGACGCUAUGGUUAGCAAGGUGGUUCCUGGCAGUGAGGCUCGUGACGACAUCCGAUCUUAA